AUGCACCGAUAUACAGCUGGCACGCCGUGCCCUCAGCCAAACCUAUCCUUCUCGGGCAGCCAUUAUAACGAUUAUGGACGCGGCUCGUCUGUUUACGCGCCGAGCUAUACAACAGACGAAACGACUGCGAAUAUCGAGUACACUACAGAGCUACAGGUGAACCCACGCCAGGCCAGACCGCGACGACCUGUGCGCAACAUGCGCGACAUACGCAAGCCCACGUUCAACCCGUCGCUUGAUAUAUUUGAGGAUGUUGCCCAGGAGGACGAGCAACAACAGACAGAAUAUGAGAUGAAGAGGCGGAGUCGCGCCUCCAUCAUGCCAGAAGGCGCGAGGGCCAAGCGGAGCACCAUACUUGCACAUCCUGCACAGAAGAUACCUAAAGCUGCGCCGCCGGUUCAGGAUCCGCAGCUUGAUAGGCCGCAUCGAAGACGCGUUUCACACAUGCUUUCAGAUAGGCCUGGGAUGGAUCCCAACCCGACUGUGCAGCUACGAGAGGAGUUGCUGGAGAAGAAAGAGCCCAGGAAGCAGGGUGUUAAGAAAGAUCUGCGUCGAAGGACUAUCUACAUCCCAUCUGACGACACAACGGUCAUGACGAUCCAUCCUGGACAGUCCACACAUGGGCCGCGCAACCCUCGGGAGAACUCGCCAGACAUCGGUCUCGACCUGGUAACGCUGUCGGAAGAGGAGGGGAACAAUCUACUACCAGCCUUAAAGAGGGAGAACAAGGUGCCACGGAAAUCGCUCGCUGGUCCACCGAAGCGUGGGCCAUUGAGUUCGACAACGCGCUCGUUGCAAAGCGUCUCCUUUUCGAGCGAUGUCAUGGGUUCAGGCAGUGGAAAGGAGAACUUCCCACCCGGAAUGGAGAUUGUGCAGAGCAAGACCAACGGCACGCACAUCGAAAUCAACUUCAACAAGGCAGAGGUGAAGAAGGCCACUACAAAGCCUUCAAAGGUUCAUUUCAACGCGCCCAAGGACUCCGAAAGGAUAUCGCAAGUGAAGAAGAGACCAGAGGGUACCCAAAAGCGACUACGCCCACAAAUCACCCACGAUGAUCCCCCGGCCAAGGCGAUCAAAUCCAGAGCAGAUGGCACAGCGUCCAUGGCAAGCAGCAGAGCAUCACUGAGGACGACCAUCAAAACUGCAAGAGCAAAGACUUUGAAGGCGAACCGCGCACCGCUCUCGUCCUCACCAUUCCACACCGACAAGUCUCCGCCUACCGCAUUGCGCCGCCAGAGAGCUGAACACGCACCAGCCAGUAUCACCAUGAUGCAUAUUGUAGGCAAGCAACCGCAGCCGCAAGAAAAGUACCCAGUGCUGAAGGAAGAUCUGGCUCAACCCGAGCUGUAUGAGGAUAACUGGCUUACCUAUCAAGAAGUCGCCAUUACACAGCUUUUAAACUCGGUGUUUGACUCAACGAACAAGGACCCGGGUGAUGAGCAGAGUCCGGAAGACUUGCGCAAGAAGAUGCUUGCACUUUACCAUGAUCCAUCCACGCCAUUAUUGCACAAGCGCCUACAAGCCUCCUUACAGUACGGUGCACUGAGUAUACCAAAGGACCUACUCGCUCAGACUCUACGUCUGAAGGAUGAUGUCGGCCUGCGCAAGAAGUUUCUCUCUUUGUGGACCAAGUCAUAUGAUUUGAAUGCGCUCAGAGCCGCAGCUGAGACGAUCGUCGGACGCCAGAUUAACACUCCAUGUCGAUUAUCUACUGGCUCGACCAGUUCUGACGAUGGCUCUCGCAUGUACCGCGCAGAGCGACGAGCAAUCGAGAGUUUCCUGGAUAUCUUCCUGAUCAAGAACGAGGAUGCGGUUCGCGUCAAGUCAGGAAGCGGCAGCAUUGCCAGCAUCACACGUGGCGAUGAUGACUUUGGUUCCCAAGGGUGGUCAUGGAGACGUACCACAUUGCGGAGUUUAAUGCUCGUUCUCUUACUCGACAAGGCAAAGAAGACAGAUAACCUGUCCGGCUGUCUUUUCCAAACGACUUCCUCUUACAAGACAUCUGUUGAAGUCUUACACCAACUAUCGAACGUGUUGCUGCCUUCGCUUGGGGAUAUCACUCGCCCUCUCGGGCAUCUUAACUACAAAGUUGAGCAUGUUCAGUACCCGCUGCAGGAGUACACGUAUCACAUCGACAACAUUGCUAUUGAUCUCCGUGAUGGCAUAAUGUUUACGCGGCUUGUGGAAUUAUUACUUUACCCAGCAUCCACACUCGGUGUACAACAAGAGACUUUGACCAUUACAAUGCCAUCUGGCAAGCUACUUACAAGUUCAUUCGGCCUCAAACAACAGGACAGUUGGGUUUUGUCGCAGCAUCUCAAGUUCCCGGCUAUCGGUCGUCCCCAGAAAGUCUACAACGUACAGCUUGCUCUUUCAGCGUUACAUGGUGUACGCGGUAUCCCUCUUCAAGCAGUCGGUGGCAUUAAAGCCGAAGACAUUGUCGACGGACACCGUGAAAAGACGCUCAGUCUGCUCUGGUCGCUCGUUGGUAAAUGCGGCCUUGGAAACCUCGUGGAUUGGCCGCAAAUCGUAAGAGAGACGGAUCGAUUCAGAGAGCAUUGGUACCGCAGCCGCGACAACUUUGAAGGGCGGGACCUCGACUCUGAUGACGAUGAAGCGACUACAGAGCUUGACGGUCUAGCGUAUCACAGACGCCUCCUGCUUUCCUGGUCUCGCUCAAUCGUUCGCCUUCACGGUCUGCGCAUCUCAAACCUGACAACUAGCUUUGCGGAUCCGAAGGUCUUAGAAGUCAUCGUGGACACGUACCUGCCGUCAGCUCUCAUCACUACGACGGACAACGGAAGACUGGGCUUAGCAGCGAAAUUGAAAGCAGUCGGCUGCUCGACAUCCUUUAUCACCCUCUUCACACCUCUUCACAGUUCCGCACGUUCGAUACCUUCUAGGGACUUUACAUUGCUCACGCUCUCCUUCCUCGCUUCGCGCCUGCUUCCACUAUCUCUGACGCAUCGCGCAGCAUCUACGAUCCAGCGAGCCUUCCGCCGACAUAUCCUGCGUCGUGAGACAAGACAUCGCAUCAUGACAAUGAAGUUAGCGCACGAGUGCGCCGUGGUUGCACAGACACGUCAACACCUUGUAGAUGCUGCCACGGUAAUACAACGACGAUGGAAAAGCAUUUUGGAUGCCCGACGAUCGCAGCUCGAGAGCGACAUUCUAGCAUUCCAAGCGCUUGCAAGGGGGUGGGCCAUUCGACGAUGGGUUCGACGGAUAACAGCAGGAAGGAUCGGUGGGAAGGAGAAGGUCAGACGUGUAAGAGGCGGUUGGUAG
This is a messenger RNA of Cucurbitaria berberidis CBS 394.84, 3285 nucleotides long. RefSeq lists its product as uncharacterized. The transcript has a single exon. Gene Ontology annotation, molecular function: protein binding. Gene Ontology annotation, cellular component: spindle pole. Gene Ontology annotation, biological process: establishment of meiotic spindle localization; spindle organization; mitotic cell cycle. Lineage: Eukaryota; Fungi; Ascomycota; Dothideomycetes; Pleosporales; Cucurbitariaceae. Bases 1 to 3285 code for a protein of 1094 amino acids. The record is from RefSeq and is a predicted model, not a curated record.